This is a messenger RNA of Oryza brachyantha (malo sina), 2722 nucleotides long. RefSeq names its product putative receptor protein kinase ZmPK1. The record is from RefSeq and is a predicted model, not a curated record. Gene Ontology annotation, molecular function: ATP binding; protein serine/threonine kinase activity. The coding region runs from base 17 to 2458 and encodes 813 amino acids. Lineage: Eukaryota; Viridiplantae; Streptophyta; Magnoliopsida; Poales; Poaceae. The transcript has a single exon. Gene Ontology annotation, biological process: protein phosphorylation; recognition of pollen.
ACAGCGAGCUGAAACAAUGGCUGGAUUGGGCACCCUCUGCCUCGCCGUGCAGCUCCCGCUGGUGUGUCUGCUGCUGCGCUCGUCGGCGUCGACGGCGCAGCACACGCUGGGCACCGGCUCCUCCCUGUCGGUGGAGGACAGGGCGCGGGCUUUCCUGGUGUCGCCGGACGGCACCUUCGCCUGCGGCUUCGUCCAGGUCGGCGACAACGCCUUCUCUUUCUCCGUAUGGUUCACUGCCGCCAAGAGCAGUGCCGUGGUCUGGACGGCCAACCGCGACUCCCCCGUGAACGGCAGGGGCUCGAGGAUCUCGUUCCGCCACGACGGCGAGCUGGCCCUCGCCGACACCAACGGGACUACGGUGUGGGCGAGCAGGACGGGCGGCGGCGGGCGGGGCCUCACCGUCUCCCUCCGCGACACCGGAAACCUCGUCGUCGUGGACCCGUCGACUGGCCGCGCCGUGUGGCAGAGCUUCGACUGGCCGACGGACACGCUGCUCCCGUCGCAGCCGUUCACCAAGGAGACGAAGCUCGCCGCCGGCUACUACAGCCUCUACUUCGACAACGACAACGUGCUGCGCAUGCUCUACGACGGCCCGGAGAUCUCCAGCAUCUACUGGCCGCUGCCGGACUUGCGCGUCUUCGGCAACGACCGGACAAGCUACAACAGCUCGAGGAUCGCCAUCCUCGACGAUGCGGGCGUCUUCCGGUCCUCCGACAGGCUGCAGGCCCUGGCCUCCGACAUGGGCGUCGGCGUCAGGAGGCGACUUACCAUCGAGCAGGACGGCAACCUGAGGAUGUACAGCCUGAACGCGUCGACCGGUGGCUGGACGGUGACAUGGUCGGCGCUCAAGCAGCCGUGCCAAGCCCACGGGUUGUGCGGCAAGAACGGCAUCUGCGAGUACCUGCCGAGCCAGCGAUGCUCCUGCCCUCCAGGGUACGUAAUGAAUGACGCGCAGGACUGGGGGAAAGGCUGCAACCCGACGUUCGCCGUCGGCAACUGCAGCCAGGGGGCGGCGUCGGAGAAGUUCAUGUCCUUCAAGGUGGCCCAAACCGACUUCUACGGCUACGACCUCAAGUUCAACAUGUCGAUGACGUUCGAGAUAUGCAGGGAGCAGUGCCUGCUGGAUUGCCAGUGCGUCGCCUUCUCCUACAGGCUGGACGGCGCGGGGAGAUGCUACACGAAAGGCAUGCUGUUCAACGGCUACACGUCGGCGAAUUUCCCGGGGAGCAUCUACCUCAAGGUGCCCCUCGACAUCAACGCCUCGGCGCUGCGGGUCUCCGCGCAGAGCGCGGCGGCCGGCCUUGCCUGCAGCCCCGUCGUGCCCGUGUUGACCGUGUCUGCUGCCGUGUACGGGAUGCCGGCAAGAAACAGCUGGAAGUGGACCUACUUCUUCGCGUUCGCUGGCGUGCUCGGAGUUCUGGACCUCCUGUUCAUCGCGACGGGCUGGUGGUUCCUCUCCAGCAAGCAGAGCAUCCCCAGCUCGCUGGAGGCAGGGUACAGGAUGGUCCUGACGAGCCAAUUCAGGCGAUUCACGUACCGCGAGCUCAAGGACGCGACGAGCAACUUCAAGGAGGAGCUCGGUCGGGGCGGCUCCGGCGUGGUGUACCGCGGCGUGCUCGACGGCGGUAAGGUGGUGGCGGUGAAGAAGCUGGCGGUCGAGGUGUCGAUGCAGGGGGACGAGGAGUUCUGGGCGGAGAUGACGGUGCUCGGGCGGAUCAACCACAUGAACCUUGUCAGGAUUUGGGGCUUCUGCUCCGAGCACAAGCACAAGCUGCUGGUGUACGAGUACGUGGAGAACCAGUCGCUGGACCGGCACCUGUUCGACGCGUCCGACGGCGGCGGCGGCAGCGGCAGCAAGACGACGACGCUGGGGUGGAAAGAGCGUUACAAAAUUGCUCUGGGCACGGCGAGGGGCCUCGCCUACCUCCACCACGAGUGCCUCGAGUGGGUCAUCCACUGCGACAUGAAGCCGGAGAAUAUCCUCCUGACGCGGGAGUUCGACGCCAAGAUCGCCGACUUCGGGCUGGCCAAGCUGUCCAAGCGGGACGGCGGCGCCGGCGUGGAGCUCACGCACAUGAGGGGGACCUCGGGAUACAUCGCGCCAGAGUGGGCGCUCAACGUGCCGAUCAACGCCAAGGUGGAUGUGUACAGCUUCGGCAUCGUGCUGCUGGAGAUCGUUGUCGGGAGCCGGGUCGCCGACCAGAGGACGGCGGCCGGCGAGCGGCUGCAGAUGCCGCAGAUCGCGCAGGCGCUGAGGCAUGUGCUGGACGGCGGCGACGUGAUGUCCCUGGUGGAUGCCAGGCUGCAGGGGCAGUUCAACCCUCGGCAGGCCAUGGAAAUGGUGAGGAUCUCUCUGGCGUGUAUGGAUGAAAGGAACAGCAGGCCGACCAUGGACGACAUCGCCAAGGCUCUCACGGCAUUCGAUGACGAGGACGAACACCCCGCCUACAGGUCAUGACACUCUGCUUUCAGUAUAUGGCACAACUGGUUAACAUCACAUUUCAGCUCUGCAGCUGAGCUGUGAGUGUAUACCUCAGGACUUGAUUUCGAGUCAUAGGACCAGAGCAAUAUCCUUAAGUAGGUACCGAGGAUAGUAAAUUUUACAUUAAAAUUUUAAUAUCUCAUAGUAUUUUUUUAAUGACCGUAAAAUCGUUCAGAAAUCUGUAUAGUUGAGAAUUUAAAUCUAUACUCAUUUUCCGUACAGAGAUCGCUUACUGGCAUG